UCCCGCCGGAGACACCGGAGGAAAAGAAAAACGACGGGAUAAAAAAAAAAACACACAACAACAGAAAACCAACCGUGAAACCAGUCGGAUACACUUCAGAAAGAAAAAGAAACACUGUGAAGGAUUUAAACCCGGAGCUGGACAGCAGAGGAUAGCCGCGUGUCCAUUUAUAUUUUAGGGCGAGCUGAUUGAUCACGACACGCACACACACACAUUACACACACAUUAUCCAUUACACACACACACACACACAGUCACAGGUUGCUACCCUGCUAGCCCUCUUGGAUAGCUCGCUGCAGGUUUAUCCGUGUUUCUCUUCUUCAGCAGAGGAUCCUCCACUUUAAAAAAAAUAAAAACACUGUCAGACAUUUUUCUUUUUUCUUGCAGACAGUCUUGCCUCCGUGAUUCAGUCAUGAUGUGGUGUUUUUUCGGACGUGGAUCAAGUUGGCCGGCUGGUAGCAUUGGCUGACUUAAAAAAAAAAAAGCCUCUCUCUUUCUCACUCUCUCUGUGUGUGUGCAUUUUCCUCCUAUUCCCUUCCUCCUGUUUUUAGUUUUCCUUUAUUUUUUUUUAAACUUGGACUUUGCCCUCCUGCUGUUGCAACUCUCUUUCUCUUUCUCUUAUCAAUUAAAAAAAAGAAAGGGCCUCUAUUGAUUCUUCUGCUGGAGUAUAUUUCAGAAGUUGGCUGCAAGUUUUUUUUUGAGAGGGGGAAGAAGAAGAAGAAGAAGAAGAAGGAGGAGGAGGAGGUAAAAAAAAAGAAAAGAAAAGUUUGCGUGUUGGGAAGUAGAGGAAGAUUUUUCCAGCCUGUGGAAAAAAUGGAUGCGGGUAUAGAGAAGGAAUGCAGCGCCUUGGGAGGGCUCUUCCAGCUCAUCAUGAACGACAUGAAGGCCAGUUAUCCUACGUGGGAGGAUUUUGUAACCAAAGGAACCAAGCUACAAUCACAGCUCAGGACGACCAUCCUGGUGACCGGAGCCUUCCUGGAUGCUUUUCAGAAGGUGGCAGACAUGGCGACAGGAACCAGAGGUGCCACCAAGGAGAUCGGCUCAGCGUUGACGAGGAUGUGUAUGAGACACCGCAGCAUCGAGUCCAAACUCAAACUGUUCACCACAGCUCUCUCAGAAAGUCUCAUCACGCCGCUGGAGCUGAAGAUGGAGGAGUGGAAAAAGGUGGCGAGUCAACUGGAUAAAGAUCACGCUAAAGAGUAUAAGAAGGCCAGAGCGGACAUCAAGAAGAAAUCAUCAGACACCAUCAAACUGCAGAAGAAGGUCAAGAAAGGGAAGGAUGAGGUGCGGGGCCAGCUGGACAGCGCGUUGCAGGACGUCAACGUGCGUUACGCCGUCCUGGAGGAGACGGAGAAGCGAGCGGUUUGCAGAGCGCUGGUAGAGGAAAGAGCGCGCUACUGCAACUUCGUCACCAUGCUGAAGCCUGUACUGGACCAUGAGAUCAACAUGCUGGGUGAAGUGACCCACCUGCAGACCAUUUUGGAAGAUCUGACCAACCUGACAGCUGAGCCCAAUAAACUCCCACCAGCCAGUGAGCAGGUGAUUUUGGACCUGAAAGGUUCUGAUUUCAGCUACACCUAUCAGACGCCUCCAGCCUCUCCCAGUGGCACUCUGUCCAGGAAGAGCAGCAUUAGCAGUAACUACCAGUCUGGAUCAGUGAGACACGUUCCCUCCUUGGACUCCAUCAGCUGUGCUGUGGAUGGAGUGCGCAUCCAGGAUGCAGUCGGCUCCACCAAUCAGCUCGCUUCUGGAGGAGCGGAGAACGGCCUGUUGGCUCCUCCACACAACGUCUACCAUGGAGAGAGAGCCCGCGCCAUGUCUGCAUCUGGGAAGUCUUGCUCGGCCCGUGAUCAGUUGGCGCUGACGUUGGGCGUGUUGAAUUCGGACGCCCCGAGGAGCAGCAGGGACUCUCUGCACUGUUCCAGCGGCUACAGCACCCAGACCACCACCCCGUCCUGCUCCGAGGACACCAUACACACACACACAGUAAAGAGAGAUCCUCCCCUCUAUGUUGACUACGAGUCCAUCUCUCUCCACGGAGACGCCGACUCCAUCUCUUUACACCAUCUCUCCCACGUCAACAGCCAAUCAGACUUUGACAAAUCCUCGACCAUCCCGAGGAACUCCGAUCUCAGUUUCCAGUACAGGAAGUUUGCUCAGUCCCAGCGCCCCACCUCCACCGUCAGCCUGUUGGCCGAGCAAGAAUUGAUCGGCGGGUCCGUACGCCAGCUGCCGACUCACACGGCAACCAUCAGACGCAAGCCGUCGUCCAAGCCGGCGUAUCGAAGGGGUACGAUCAGCGGGGGGGUUCCCAUACCCAUCUGCACCCCUCAGAUCCCCCUCAAAGCGAUCGCAGGAAACGGCGGCAGCGAUGACAAUGUGUUCACAGUGCCCUCUGCUGUAGGAGCAGGAGGUUUAGGUCACAGUAAACUCUGCACCUCCACGCAGAGCCUCAGCGCCCUGCCUCCCAACUCCUCUUCCUCACCGUACUACCAGCUGGUCCCGGGUCAGAUGCCCAUCCCGGUGCCCGUACCCACCGUACCCUCCCUGCCACCAGAGGGCAGCAACGCCAAACAGCAACAACAGAGACAGUACCAGCAGCAACUACAGCAACAGCAACAGCAACAAAUCAACCAACACUUAAACCAUCAUCAGCAGCAGCAGCAGCAGCAAAGUGGGCAACUGCUGCAGCACAACCAACAACUCCAGAUUCAACAGCAGCAGCAUCAAUAUCAGCAGCAACAGUUUCAUCAGCAGCAGCAGCAGCAGCAACAGUUUCAGCAGCAGCAGCUUCAGCUUCAGCAACAGUUUCAGUAUCAACAGUCUCAGCUGCAGCAUCAGCAGGAUCUGUAUCAACAGCAGCAAGAACAGCUGCUGCACCUGAACCAGCAGCAGAAACAGAAGCUGUUCCAGCAGCAGCAGCAGCAGCAACAGCAGCAGCAACAGCAGCAGGCCUCCGUUGCCCAGGGAGAUCCCUCCGCUCCAGGCCACAGCGCUCACUACCAGCCCCAGCCUCCUCCGCCCUCCAUCCAGGACCAGAACCCGGAGCAGCCGACCCAGGAGGGAGAAGGAAACAUGCUGAAUCUCAUCAGAGGGGUGAAGCUCAAAAGGACCCUCACCAACGAUCGCUCCGCCCCUGCGCUGCCCCCUCCGACCAAUCACAAAUGAGGCUUAUGACACUUCCCUGCUGGUUAACUGUCAUGUUUAAAUGGGUCCAGCAAACACGUAGACUUCCUGUUCAGUACAGAUUGAGGACUUGACAAACGCGCUGAUUAAUCGCUGGAACUAUUCUUGUGUCUUGUUUGAUUUUAAAUUCUGCGUUAAGAUUUUUCUGUUUGUCUUUAACUUUUUUUUUGGAGAUUUUGUUGUUAUUUCCUGUUGCUGCAGCGACCAUCUUUUGCCUUUUUGUUUUUGCAUUUCGAUUGUGGAUAAAGUUUUUGUUCGCCCCAGUCUUACCCAUGGAACUAUUGAUUGUUUUUAUUUAGUACUCACUUCCUGCUUAGACGAUUGUUAUGUGGCUCGUUAAUCAGCCGGACGGGAAGCUGUUAGUGUCUCAGAUCCUCUUUGAGUACUGGGGUGUGUUUGAUUUGCCUUUUUUUGCCUAGACUCCCAGGAGGGUGGGGUUUAUUGAUUAGUCCAAUAGCUCCACUACUGUGUAACGUGGUUGAACCAUGGCGUGUGGAGGUUUUGAUGUGCUGGCUGUGGGUAAGCGGUGGGUCCGGUGUAUCCGAACGGUGAGUGACAGUGCUCGGUUCGGUCUCGGUCAUCUCGAAGAGUCAGAUACUGAACCUGACGCUCAUGACUCUGGAAUAAAACAUCGACUGGAUCUGUAGAUUGUAAAUAUGUCAGAACAAAGGAAAAAAAAAAGCUUUAGGAGCAGCUGAGGAGGUGAUGUUUUGCUUAAUUUCACAUCAUCCUUUGCCUCCAUGUAGAAAUCUUAAAUAGACAUAUCGGGAUGCCAAAUGGUGCAGCUGAAAGUCACUGCUUGUAGUAAAGGAUUAGAAAUGUUACUGAGGUUGAUCAUCUGUUAAAUAAUUAGCUUGUUAAUAUUCAGAACAAUCUUGAUUAAAAGUCAGUGAUCCGUCGGCAACUUUUAGAGGCAACAUGGACGUUGUUGGAGAAGCAGAUUGGCGACUGUGGACCACAUUCUUGCUGAUAACAUAGCGGGCUAUGAGGAGCAUAACUAUAGAGGUUCACAUUAAAAGAACUUUGAUUUAUUUCUGUUUCUAAAGACACAGGAUCUAAUAUGUUUAAUAAAGACACUGUUAGAAGUUUAUUUUGUUUGUGUGUUUAAAUUCAGCUCCCCCUCCUCAUAAACACUCAGUUUCAAUCAGCAUCCGAACUGGAAAUCUUCCAACUCUUUACGUCCUGCUUCAGAGUUCAGGACUGUGUGUGCAUUCAGGCAACGUUUAUUUAUCUUUUUAUUUAUCUACAGAGUUUGGUUGGGCUCCAAAUAGCUGGUUCUAUUUUGGAUCUGGUUCCAUGCUGCUGAACCAUUUGGAUUUGUUAUCACGAAAAUCUAAUUAAUCCCUUCAUCCAGUCUAAUAUUGCUUUUGUUUUUUUUUGGUUCCAGACCUCUGAAUCACCGCCCACAUUACUGAAAAAUGUGUUGCAGCUAAUUGAUUGGCUGUUUUACCCAUUUUAGAAAAUCAACCAAGCUAAUCAAAGCUUAGGAGCGAUUAGAAAUGAGGAUGUAAUCUUCCAGAAAACCGAAAAAUAACAGCAAGGUUGAACACAGUGUGCAAAGUACUGUGUGACUGUCGAUGGAUUAUCGCAGGCUGUGCUUCCCAAAAAAACUAGUUCUGCCUCAGCCACAAUACUGCAUGACUAUCUGUCCUAUAUGCUGGUAAAAAAUAAGAAUGUAAAUAUUUUAAAAGAAGCUGAAAAAUGCACAAACCCAACUCAACGCCACACCACAGCACAUUGCUAUAUUUCUCCAACCUGACAGUAUUAUCUACAUGCAAACAGCUGCAGCACCAAUAUAAAAUAAAAGUGGCUCAAUUAUUUCAUUUUUAGGGCGUCCUGUGUUAAUUAAGGGACCAAGAUCUCCUGAGAACUGGUCAAUAUGUAGAAAUAACCACUCCUAAAUCAGCAUGUUUCUUAAAUCGACAUGACAAAUAAGUAAACUGCUCUGAGCAACAGCUGCCAGAGGUUUUGUGCCCCCAAAAUGUUAUUAGAAAUGGCCAUUCAGCCAGAUCAUCAGGCUUCAUAUAUAAAAUGUGGAGGUUGUCUUUAAAUUGUAAAUUUGGUAAAACUUUGAUGUACUUUAUUUCAAACUUUUGUUACUUAAAGUUGUUAAUAAGCCCAAUGCAUAUGUUUGUUGGAGCAGAGAUGCAGACGGACGAGGGUCUGAUAAGAUAAUUUUAAACCCCAACAGUUACUGCUGAGCAGUAUUAAGAAGGAGAGCUGAAAACUGAAUCAUAUAGAGAUUCAUAUAGAGAAGGUUCAAAGGUUAUAUCAACCAGCUGUCGACUUUAAACUUGACUUCAGCUGCUGUCUGUUACAUGUGAUGAUGCUGAAAAAGAUACGUUGCCUCUAAAAGUUGCCGCCCGAGUGUCGCUUACAAAGCAUGCUGGGACGCAGGGCCGUAGCUACCGCUGACACACUGAGGUCAUGUCCUGUUCUUAUUCUGUGUCAUUUAAAGGAUUGAAUGACAUGAGAAUUUUACUCAGGCUGCAAGUAUCAAGUAUUGUUGAAUAUUGUUUUGUUUAAUAAUUUGGUCGAUAAAAAACUGUAAUUCAAAUUUCCUGUUUUCUAUAAUGAACAGUUUGAAAACCCAAAGAAGCAAGAUACUUAGCUAUUUUUAUUAAACAAUCAAUAUAUAUAUAGUCAAAGUUGUUGCUAAUUAAUUUUCUCUCAAUCAUUAAUUGUUUCAGUUGUUACAUUUUAAGUGUUUACAUUGUACAAUCAGUCAUAUUCAAUGAGUUGGGCUUUUUUCUUUUUGAAGGCAGACUGAUUUUAAAUAAAUAUCUUAAAAUGUGACUUAUUAGUCAGACAACUAAGUUAGAAUAAAAAGGAUUUAGUAUUUUCCAUUAGAGUAACUUACAUGACAGAGCAGAGAAGUUAAAGUCAUGUUGGGAGAAGCUUUUCAAAAAAAUAUUAUUCCGUAAGUUAAUAAAAUAUUACAUUUUAAGUUUUUCACAGUUUGGUUUGAGGUUCAUGAGAUGUUCAGUGUGUAGGAUGCUGGAGGAGGAAUUUCAGGAUCAUGACCACAGUUUUUAUUUUAUUUUAAAUCAACGCUACAGCCCUACUGGGAGGCAUGCUGGGAAAUGUAGUCCGGUGUCUGGUCAGCUGGUCCUGCUCUGUUCUCAGACACACUUCUCUGUGUAUUUUAAGUUUUUGUGCCGCUGCAGCUGAUUUAACAAGACAGAAACGCUGCCUGCCCAUCAGUCUGAGAGCAUCUUGCAUUCAAUUGAUUGAUUGAUUGAUUGAUUGAUUGAUUGAUUGAUUGGACCCAAUAAGCCCACAGCCGCCCUGAGUCUGUAUAUAUUAGUGCUUCUAUUCCUGGGAGAGAUCUAAAUCUAUAUAUAAAAAUGUAUGUAUACAUAUUCUGAUUGUAUUUUUGUUGAUUUAUUGAUCAGGUGAUGUGAUCAGAUGUGACUCCGCCGUCGGUUGUCACUCGUCAUAUUUUUGUAGAAAAGCUUUAAAAAAAAAAAGAGGAGGAAACCCAGUGAACUUCCUGAUGUCUGAGGAUCUGAAACCCGAUUGGAUGUCUUGACUGUUAUGAAGCGAGCAAAGGACUAAACGGACGUAUGACCGACACGAACCAACAGAAUGUAGAAAUGCUUUUUUCUUUCUUCAUCUUUUGACGUUCUCUGUGGGAUCAAAAACUGAUAAUAAUAAUAAUUGAUUGAUUGAU
Molecule: messenger RNA, 6859 nt
Organism: Scomber scombrus (Atlantic mackerel)
Lineage: Eukaryota; Metazoa; Chordata; Actinopteri; Scombriformes; Scombridae
Gene: mtss1
Product: MTSS I-BAR domain containing 1
Exons: 14
Coding region: 814-3168 (784 amino acids)
Biological process (GO): plasma membrane organization; cell projection assembly
Cellular component (GO): cytoplasmic side of plasma membrane; actin cytoskeleton
Molecular function (GO): phospholipid binding; actin binding
Source: RefSeq, a predicted model, not a curated record